UAGAAUUGUUUUAAAUGCCAGGAAGCAUCUGCCAUCCAUGCGAUAAAUACCUUGGUUCCUUGAUAUUCAUUGGUGCAAGCUCAGGGGUAGCAUUGCUAAUUUUUCUGUAUUUCUCCUACAAAUUCAUACGUUUAUACGGAAUUACUUAUAACUGAAUGGUCAUGUUUUUCUUGACUCUUAACCUGUCCAUUAUUUUUCGUAUCGUGCAGGUGUUCCACCAGUUCAAUAUCUCUAAGAAAGAAUGAAGUUACUUACCACCACAUGUAUGAAGGGGAGGAGUUAUCACUUAUCUGCCUCUUCUGCUGAUGAUUUCUUCCUUCAUGUUCAGUUACUAUAACUGGGUGUACCAAAUUCGGUCAAUAAAUGAUUAUUUCAGCCUUAUCAACCCCAUCAAAAAGAGACUGACUGAUGCAUCUUUAGUAAUAGUUCAGAGUAUUAUUGUUGGAAUUUUAGUCUGGGUAAUAGUCACUUCUUGUGCACUAAAAGAUGAUAUCAAAGAUGUAUUCGGAAUUUUUGUCUAUGUUGUUUCAGUAAUCUAUGCCAUUGUUGCAACAGUUUAUAUUAUCAUUGGAAAAUAUUACUACAGCAAGCUCAAAUAUUUCUCACCACUUCAAGCAAAGUCAAUGAAGAAGAGGAUCCUUUUAAGCGUCUUGUUUAUUGCAUUACCCUUGUAUCUAAGAGCGAUCGAAAAUAUUGUGCGGAAGUUAGUGCUCGACCGGAACAAUUUCAGUUUCAUCAAUGGUUCGAUUAAAAACAAUGAUUUUGGCUACCCUGCUUUCAGUAUAGCAUGUUAUUUUAUCUGCGAACUUUUGCCAAUUUGUACUAUGAUGAUAGGGACCAAGGUAGUUAUUAACCACUAUUAUCAAAAUAAAAAUGAUCAUUAUGGUGCUACUUCGGACAACAAGCUCAGCUUUAAUUUACUUAGUGAUGAUCGAGAAAUCUCCAGUAUAAAAGAGAGCUCAAGAAUUGAAAACACAGCUUUAUCCAACUCUAAGGGCCCAGAGAGCACUGUGGGAUUCAUGAAGUAUGUUGAUGAACUAUCUGGGAAUGAACUAACCCCAUCUUUCAGGGAUAGUUUUGAUAAUUCUUCUUAA
This is a messenger RNA of Moneuplotes crassus, 1094 nucleotides long. The record is from the annotation of a GenBank genome assembly. Lineage: Eukaryota; Ciliophora; Spirotrichea; Euplotida; Euplotidae.